CCACCUAUGCGCCAGUAAGCGUGUGCAAGAAAUAGGCCAGCCUAACGAUAAUAUCCCGAUUCCCACUGUUCUUUUCUUUCAUUCUUUCUUUCCUUGGCUUAACGCUUCACACACUCAACCAGAGGACUUCAAUUGAUUCGUCUCCCUGGCAAUUAAGAUGUCUACUCCAUCUAGGAAGCGACUAAUGAGGGAUUUCAAGAGGUUACAACAGGACCCGCCUGCGGGUAUCAGUGGCGCGCCCCAAGAAAAUAAUAUUAUGCUUUGGAAUGCGAUCAUAUUCGGCCCUGAUGACACAAAUUGGGAUGGAGGUACGUUCAAGUUAACACUUCAGUUCAGUGAAGAUUACCCCAACAAGCCUCCAAAAGUGAGAUUUGUCUCUCAGAUGUUCCAUCCAAACAUUUAUACGGAUGGAAGUAUAUGUCUUGACAUCCUGCAGAAUCAGUGGAGUCCAAUAUAUGAUGUUGCGGCUAUACUCACAUCUAUCCAGUCGUUAUUAUCUGAUCCGAACCCAAAUUCUCCUGCAAAUUCUGAAGCUGCUCAGAUGUUCAGUGAGAAUAAGCGAGAGUACAAUCGAAAAGUACGGGAGAUUGUGGAGCAAAGCUGGACUGCUGAUUGACUCCCAAGUGCAUAGCUACAGUCAGUGAAAUGAUACAGAGUUCCAAAACUUAAUUCCGUAAAAUGUGUACCUUAGAUAAUGCUUGUGUUAACUUUUGGAUCUGUAAUGUGAAUUAGAAUUGCUACAUAGAUUUGCAUUAGAAUCACAAGUAAAAUAAUUUCAGGUAAAAAUGUGUUUCUCUAGCA
Molecule: messenger RNA, 801 nt
Organism: Olea europaea var. sylvestris
Lineage: Eukaryota; Viridiplantae; Streptophyta; Magnoliopsida; Lamiales; Oleaceae
Product: ubiquitin-conjugating enzyme E2 2-like
Exons: 6
Coding region: 158-616 (152 amino acids)
Biological process (GO): protein polyubiquitination; DNA repair; proteasome-mediated ubiquitin-dependent protein catabolic process
Molecular function (GO): ubiquitin conjugating enzyme activity
Source: RefSeq, a predicted model, not a curated record